AACGAACUCUAUCUUACCUACAAGUCUACAUAACCGAGCUCUUGAGCGCUGAUGCGCCGUUACACAUUGGCGGGAAUCCUUCGCGGGAAGCAUUGUUUCUUUCGAAAGCAAGUCGCAACUUGUCCGUCCGUCCCUUCGCGACGUCUUGCGCGCCGCGCAGCAGUAUCUAUCUCAGUUGCCGUUAGAUACUGCAGAGCCGAGCGAAUCUCCCUCGAGUUCGCCGUAUCAUUUUGAAAUCUGCAAACUCCUCGUGAUACAAUGAUGUUCCAGGAGAGGAUGGACGUCAAAAACGAGACCAAAGCAGAGGAGAAGGUCAGCCGCGACGUGAUGGACCCGUCGGAGGACUCGGGUUUUGAAAGCAUCGUCUCCAAAGAUCAAGCGAAGAAAGAAAAUGAGGGAACGAUAGGAGAGGGAAUCGACUUCGCAGAUACAGCUCGCAUAGCUGAGGAGCAGCGAUUGAAAUUGGAGAGGAAGAGGAGAAUGAAUGAAGAAGAGCUGGCGAAGAGAAGAGCCGCAGCUGAAGAGUAUGAACAAGAGAUGAAGGAGAAGCAGUACAAGCGUCUGAUGCACUUGCUAUCGCAGAGCAAGGUAUUGUCCAGCUUUAUCAUGAAAAAAUUUGAGCCAAAGGACAAAGAUAAGGAUACUAAAGCCCCAAAGAGGACGGGUAUAGAAGAAGCCGAAUCAGCCGUUCCCAACAAAAGAACUCGCAGGGCACUGAAACAAACUGAGAAUACUGAUAAAAAUAAAGCUAAGUCCAGAAGAGGUAGAAAGAAACUGAAUCUAAAUAUAAAGAAGGCUGAAGCUGAAGAGUUGGCAUCCAAGUGCAAGGAAGAACCCAGUGGGGAUAAAGAAAACAGCAAUCCAAUCGAUAAUUUUGUACAGUCCAAAUUGUUUCAAGGAGAAUUGCGAGAUUAUCAGAAAGAAGGGGUCGAGUGGAUGAAAUCUUUGCAGGAGAAUGGGUUGAAUGGCAUUUUAGCGGAUGAAAUGGGUCUAGGAAAGACUAUUCAAGUUAUCGCUUUGUUUGCCUAUCUGAUUGAGAAUCAAAUAGCUGGACCAUAUUUGGUAGUAGUUCCUCUUUCUACUUUGACAAAUUGGACUUUGGAAUUCGAACGUUUUGCGCCACAACUUCCUGUUGUGGUAUAUUAUGGAAAUGGAAAGGAAAGGGCGCCGCUUAGAAAUAAAAUCAGACAAAGAACUCGCGUUGGUUCUUUUCUUACACAUCCAAUCGUGCUCACGACGUACGAAACGCCAAUCAAAGAUGGAAGAUUUUUGCAAGAAUUUCAUUGGAGAUACAUUGUAGUUGAUGAAGCGCAGAGAAUAAAAAACUUUAACUGUCAACUGUUCAAAAAACUGAGAUUAGUGGAUUCUGUGAACCGUUUGGUGCUAACUGGAACACCUAUACACAACAACUUGAGUGAACUUUGGUCACUUUUGCACUUUCUCUUGCCAGAUAUAUUUAAUAGCUUGGAUAUAUUUAAAGUGUGGUUUGAUGCAAGUGAUGUGCAACACGAAGCAGGAAAACAAAAAUUUUUGAAACAAGAACAAGAAAGACACGUUUUAUCAGCUCUCAAAGAAAUAUUAGAACCUUUUAUGUUGCGACGUUUAAAGGAAGAUGUAUGUCCCGAUGUGCCACCUAUGAAGGAAGUCAUCGUAUACACGCCAUUAACAGCAAUUCAGUACGAUCUUUAUUCGUCUAUCAUCAACAGAGAUGUAUCCGCUCUCUGGAAAGUUAAACCAGAAGAACCAGUUACAGAUAUCAAUCGCGUGAGACCAAAACGAAAAUGUACUCAAUCUGUCAGUUUGGAUCAACUUUUUAACCGGAAUAAAAAAAAAACAGAAGUUAAAACUCAAAUGGUGGGAAACAAAGUUGUUAAAACUGAAGAUCUUAAUAAGUGGAAGGAAUGUACAAACGUGACUGAACAGAAUGUUGAUUAUUUGAUCAGACUGAGGUUUGGCAAUGAUGUAAUGAUGUACCGACAUGUAGUCAAUCAUCCGUACAUUAUCCAUUAUCCGUUGAAUGAUGCUGGAGUACAUAAAAUAGAUGAAAGUCUAGUUAAGAUUUCUGGAAAAAUGCUUGUACUAGACGCCAUGUUAAAAAAAUUGCAUGCCAACGGAAACAAAGUACUGCUAUUUUCUACUAUGACAAUGGUUUUGGAUGUUAUAGAAGAUUAUUUGUCUUUGAGAGAUUUUCAAUACGUAAGGCUGGAUGGAAGGAUCAAGCUUGACGAACGUAGUAAGAACAUUGAAACAUUCCAAAACGAUCCGGAUGUAUUUUUGUUUUUACUUUCCACAAGAGCUGGAGCAGUGGGUUUAAACUUAGCUGCAGCAGACACAGUCAUCCUAUACGAUAGCGAUUGGAAUCCUCAAUGUGAUCUUCAAGCUAUGGCACGAUGCCAUAGAAUAGGACAAAUAAAACCAGUUGUUGCAUAUAGAUUUUGUACCAAAGGUACUGUUGAUCAGUAUAUAAUUAACAGAGCGAAUGUGAAAAGAGUUUUAGAAAAAACGGUGAUGCCCAGUAAAAAUGAAUUAGUUAAUACAGAGGAUGGUCUAACGAGAUUGAAAAGACUUUUAGAAAACGAGUGUAUGAGAAUCUCCGAUUCGAAAAACGAAGUGUAUACAGAUGCUGAACUGAAUGCACUUUUAGACAGAAGUGAUAUGGUCUUAGCGACAAAAGCAUCAGAUUCAAAGUCGUAAAAAAGUACGUGUAUGCGUUAUAGUUAAUUCUUUUAAAUAGUACAUUGCGAUACGUGUGACUUAAAUGGUUCUUUUUUACACGACGCAGUUAGCACCCGAGCGCAGCGAGGGCGCUAAGCGCCGUGUUAAACUAAACCAUUUAAGUCAAAAGUAUCGUAUAAAAUUGUAUAGGACAGACUGCUAAAAUCCGCAAGUCUCGCCUAUUCGUGACUAAAGUAGUCCUUAUUUGCACCGUGAGGUUAGCGCACGAGCGUAGCGAGUGUGAUAAACACGAUGCAAAAACGGACUGCUUUAGUCACAGAUAGGCGUGACUUAACAGCGGAUUUUAGCCACACUGUUCUAUAAACUUGAUUCUUAUACGUUUUUAUAAGUUGGGUCGUUUUCGCUUUAGAUUAUUUAAGUAUCGCGAAUUUGAGUUAAAAUGAUAAGUAUCACGAACAAGUCUAGUGAUUUAAAAAUAAAAAGAUUUUCCAGAAUUUAUCCUGUACAAAAAGACGAUAAGGAUAUUUAUUAACAUAAGUUGCUACUUUGUUUUGUUAAUAAGAGAUCAAUUUCGAUAAGAGUUGCCUUGUUAUUUUCAAUAAACUUUGUCAAAGAUCGAA
This is a messenger RNA of Nasonia vitripennis (jewel wasp), 3296 nucleotides long. Its product is annotated as lymphocyte-specific helicase-like. The record is from RefSeq and is a predicted model, not a curated record. Lineage: Eukaryota; Metazoa; Arthropoda; Insecta; Hymenoptera; Pteromalidae. Bases 259 to 2694 code for a protein of 811 amino acids. Gene Ontology annotation, molecular function: ATP-dependent chromatin remodeler activity; ATP binding; chromatin binding. Gene Ontology annotation, biological process: negative regulation of gene expression via chromosomal CpG island methylation; pericentric heterochromatin formation; DNA methylation-dependent constitutive heterochromatin formation. Gene Ontology annotation, cellular component: pericentric heterochromatin; nucleus. The transcript has 7 exons.